AUGGAAUGCGUCGCAUUCGGCCCUCAAGAUUCUUAUGUGGUUGUUCCCACGAGUGAGGACUUUUUAAGCUUCGGACAAGGAGAACUUUCUCUUUCGUGGCUUCAGGACCAGAGCUCAAUAUCACAUGCGGCUUACUCGGGCGACGAUGGCUACUUCGCUCGCUACGAAGAUGGUCGUUCCGAAUGGAGACUCCAUCCCAAACUGGGGAAGCUAAUCAAAAGAGAAGGUGUGGAAUGGAUUAUAUUUGGUUCUGACGACAGUUACAUAUUCAAAUCUGGCUCAGGACAGCUUCACUGGUACAAUUUGCCAGAUGCACUCGAUCGGCGGCUGAAGUCAUCGCGACCCUCGGAUGAACUUGUCUCUGUGGGAUUAGGGUCCAACGGCUCUUAUGUUGCAAUUUUCCCGACUGACUUCAUCUGGCACGAUGGCGUGCCUGACAACCUUGCGCACAUUCUGCAAACAGGCAAACUUCCCGGAGACAAGAAGGCGACCGUCGAGACGCUUGAUGCAGUGUGGCUGUCGGCCUAUGAUGAUCGCUUCUACUUGGAGUACAAUGGAGGCGCGGCGUACUGGAGCGGCUUAGACUCCUAUUUCGCUACCAUGAUGACAUGCGACGCAAUGCUGAACCCACUUGAGAUUUCGUACACGCAGGAUUCUAUAUCAGCCAGCUUCGCGGAUGGCAAAUCCAUAUACGAUGCUGCGAAGUCCCUGAACAACCACACAAUGCAAAUAACAGACUUUCCCAUGAUCAACGUCUUUGAGCACGCCGGCCGCUACUUCAGCAAGAACAACCGGAGACUCUGGGCGUUCCGCAACUCCGGAGUGAGAUUCGCCCCGGUGCGCAUCAUCGCGAAGCCUUCGGAUCUCGACAACUUCACCCAGCGGAAAGAGAUCUACAUUCGCUACAAAUGA
Symbiodinium necroappetens is the source of this 912-nucleotide messenger RNA. The record is from the annotation of a GenBank genome assembly. Lineage: Eukaryota; Dinophyceae; Suessiales; Symbiodiniaceae.